This is a messenger RNA of Danio rerio (zebrafish), 1907 nucleotides long. The record is from RefSeq and is a predicted model, not a curated record. NCBI's taxonomy places the organism in Eukaryota, Metazoa, Chordata, Actinopteri, Cypriniformes, Danionidae.
ACAUUACUGAACAGUAAUGUUUAGCUGUAGUAAAGAUAGCUUGCACAAGUACUUAAUGGGGGAUUUUCUAGUAUCAAUAAAGCACUAGUAGCAUAAAUGUUAAUACUAGUAGUACAUACAGUACUUACAUGCAUCGUAAUUUAAAAAUUGUUUGGCGAAAGAAUCUUAAUAUGAAGGCUUGUUGAGUCUCUGGCCUGAUGCUGAUUCUACACAAGAUGGCGCUAUUUCCUACUUUCCCUACACUCGCUUAUUCCAGGACAUUUCCUCCCAAAAUAUAACGGAGAUGGAGAAGUUUUGGAUGUCCAGAAGUUUGAGUCAGCUGACGUUUAACUUUCCCUUUCUGACUCAGUUCCUCCGACGGCAGAGAUGAGGCAGCUUUCGAAGGAAAGUCUAACUUACAAUCAUUUUGAACAGCUUGUUAAUUAUUAGGAAACGUACUGAAAUGCGUUUCAGAUUGUCAUCGUAACUGUGACGAAGUUUGGCGUUUUAAACGACUUUCCAGCUUAAAGGUUGGUCGUCUACUUGAAUCCAGAACAUCUUUCAUCAUGGGUGACUGGAGCGCACUGGGGAAACUUCUUGACAAGGUCCAGGCGUACUCCACUGCUGGAGGCAAAGUCUGGCUCUCCGUCCUCUUCAUCUUCCGGAUCCUGGUGUUGGGGACGGCGGUGGAGUCCGCCUGGGGAGACGAGCAGUCGGCCUUCAAAUGCAACACGCUGCAACCUGGAUGUGAGAACGUGUGCUAUGAUAAGUCCUUCCCCAUCUCCCACGUGCGCUUCUGGGUGCUGCAGAUUAUAUUUGUGUCCAUGCCGACCCUCUUAUAUCUCAGCCAUGUGGUGUUCCUUAUGAACAAAGAGGAGAAACUGAAUAAAAAAGAGGACAAACUACGAGACAUCCAAAGCAAAGGCGGAGAUGUGGACGUGCUCCUGCGCAAAAUCGAAACGAGGAAGUUCAAGUACGGAUUGGAGGAUCACGGGAAGAUCAAGAUGAGGGGAGGGAUAUUUUACACGUAUAUAGUGAGCAUCGUGUUGAAGUCCGUAUUUGAAAUUGUCUUCCUUUUAAUACAGUGGCAUCUUUACGGAUUCAAGCUGUCGGCUGUUUAUACGUGCGAGAAGUUCCCUUGUCCGCAUAAGGUGGACUGUUUUCUGUCCCGUCCCACAGAGAAGACAGUUUUCAUCAUCUUCAUGCUGGUCGUCUCGCUGGUCUCUCUGGCUCUCAACGUAUUUGAGUUUUUUUAUGUGAUUUUUAAGAGAAUGAAAGACCAAAUUAGGGAGUCUGAGAAGAAAUUUGACAGUGCCUGCAAUAUCAAGCCCUGUCCGAGGAAUCUGUCCGGCUAUGAGUAUUACAAUGACUGCUCGGCCCCCGUCCCAAAUCUAGGCUACAAUCUAGACACUGUCGAUAAAUCCAACUCCUCUGAUAAUUACGACAAGCAGGCUAAUGAGCAGAACUGGACUAAUUACAGCACAGAACAGAACCAGUUGGGUCACAGCCAGCGCUUUCCUUACCCGGAGAAAGUGACUCUAGGGAAGGAUCUUCUGCUGCUAAAAGAGCUUGAACCUCGACCCAGUAGUCGAGCGAGCAGUCGAGCCAGGCCGGAUGAUCUUGACAUCUAGCAGAAGCCUCAAACACUGACACUUUCUGCCUUUCACAACGUUUAAAGAAACUGUGAAAUGGACACUGUCACUGACAUCCAAAGAGUGGUGUUUAAGCAUUUGUAUUUAUUUUAUUCGUUUCGUACUCUUGUAACUCAUGCCAAACAGCUGUUUUUUAUGUGAACUAUUUAUGAACUGUGAUCGUGAAAUCAAAUCAUUUCACAGAUUUACUCUAUACACUACCUGACAAAAGUCUUGCUGCCUAUCCAAGUUUUAGGAACAACAAAUAAUAACUUGACUUUUAGUUGAUCAUUUGGU